AUGGAAGUCUUACCUAUUUUUUUUCCUGCAGGUGGCAACAUGGGAUCAGUCUUAAGCAGAAACAAGAAAACUAAUGGUUUUAAGUUGAUGAGAUUAAUCGUUGAUGUUGGUGGAGAAGCUUUGAGAAUAACAUUGAGGAAGCAACUGUCAGGUACUGAUUUAUUUAAUGUUUUAAAUAAUCCUAAAAUAUAUAAUCAGCUUUUGAUUCUAAAAAAUAAUCACACUAUCAAGCAACAUCAAUGGGAUCUACUGUAUCCUCCUCCUCCAAUAUUACCAAAUGAAAAUAAGUUUGACAUUACUUUACUUUGUAUACUCCUGUGUAAUAUUUGUGGUUUAAAACCACCUCGUGAUCCAAUAUGGACGUCAGUAAUUGACCCCAAUGAUCAUUCAACUGAAGCAGAUAUUACCCGUAUCAGGUUAUUUCGUAAUGAACGUUUUGCUCACUUACCUGACACUUCAGUAAGCUUUGAUGACUUUGAAAAUUUUUGGCUGGAAAUAAGCGAACCAUUAGUUCGUUUAGGAAUAAGUCAGGAAGAAAUAGAUAGAUUGAAAAAUGAGUUGCUUGAUAAUGAAGAAUGCGAAAGAAUUGUGAAAGAAUGGGACGAAUUCAAAUUUGAUGUACAGAAUCGUUUGUGUGUGAUUGAAAGUAAACAGGAAGAAAUGAAAAGUAAUCAGGAGGAAAUGAAAAGUAAUCAGAAAGAAAUAAAACGUCAAAUUAACUCACGUCCAUUAGAAGAUAUUUUGACGAAAAACCUUGUAAGUUGUAACUUUGAAAGUGAAAUUCAACAUCAUUAUGAAAAUUUUGUAAAGGGAACACGGGAAUGGGUUUUUGAUGAGUUUUUAGCUUGGUUUGAAGACGACAGUUCUCAAAAUCGUGCAUUUGUUAUUUCUGCUGUUGCUGGCAUGGGAAAGUCUGUAAUUGCAGCUACUUUAUGUAAACGUUAUCGACAAUAUUUGACUGCAGUUCAUUUCUUUCAACACAACAACAGUCGUUACAAUAAAGCCAAUGUACUUCUUCAAUCUUUAGCGAUGCAAGUUAGUCGUAAUUUUCCUGCUUACAAACAACUUCUUGUGGAAAAACUUUCGGGGAAACUCUCUGAGCCUUUGAAUAACAUGAAUGUUAAAGGAUUAUUUUCCCUUCUUUUUACUGAGUUAUUUGUUAAUAUUCUCGAAGUUCCCAAGCGAAUUUAG
Xenia sp. Carnegie-2017 is the source of this 1191-nucleotide messenger RNA. RefSeq lists its product as uncharacterized. Bases 1 to 1191 code for a protein of 396 amino acids. The record is from RefSeq and is a predicted model, not a curated record. Lineage: Eukaryota; Metazoa; Cnidaria; Anthozoa; Malacalcyonacea; Xeniidae. The transcript has 2 exons.